Lepisosteus oculatus (spotted gar) is the source of this 7876-nucleotide messenger RNA. It is a transcript of the gene gria1a, whose product is annotated as glutamate receptor, ionotropic, AMPA 1a. Lineage: Eukaryota; Metazoa; Chordata; Actinopteri; Semionotiformes; Lepisosteidae. Gene Ontology annotation, molecular function: transmitter-gated monoatomic ion channel activity involved in regulation of postsynaptic membrane potential; AMPA glutamate receptor activity. Gene Ontology annotation, cellular component: dendritic spine; plasma membrane; AMPA glutamate receptor complex. The record is from RefSeq and is a predicted model, not a curated record. Gene Ontology annotation, biological process: monoatomic ion transport; modulation of chemical synaptic transmission; synaptic transmission, glutamatergic.
UUCUCAUCCUCGAACAGCUUGUUAGCAUAUACUGUGCUGUGGCAUUUCUUACAGGAUUAUUUUAACAGAGAUGUCACAGAAAGUUACAGACGGCAAAAGAUUGUUUAUGAAGGAAAAACAAUUGUGAAGGGAUCCCCCACCUGUAAAUAAUAGACACCCACGAUCAUCUCUCCCUCUGGGAAUCGCAGUUAGGGCUCCCAGCCACGGCUCUUAGUAGCCAAGGAUAUUAGCAUUAACUGCUCACCGAGAGUGAAGAGGGUUUCACUGAGAGCUCAGCUAAUCCUGCUGUCAUUUGCUGUUUAGGCAGCAUUGUAAGUACACCGAGACCCGAAGAGCGAAAAAAAGAGAUCUAUCUAUGGUUGGAAUUCAGCUUUUUCUUCGCCAAUGCAAAAGGAAAUAUGCAGCGCAGUUUUACUCUCUUCUACACCAGCUUUCUGGGGGUGUGUUUAGGUUCAAGUUUUCCAAGUAAUAUCAAUAUAGGGGGAUUGUUUCCCACAAAUUCACACGAAUAUGAAGUGUUUCGAUUUGCACUAUCGCAUCAUCAAGACAUCCCCAAACUGGUACCCCAGGUGGAUAUGGUGCAUAUUGGGAAUAGCUUUGCAAUGACAUACGCUUUUUGUUCACAGUUUUCUAAAGGAGUCUAUGCCAUCAUUGGUUUGUAUGACAAAAAGACUGUAAACAUGCUGAUGUCUUUUUGUGGGGCUCUCCAUGUUUGCUUUGUGACCCCGAGUUUUCCCAUUGAAACCUCGAACCAGUUCGUCAUACAGCUGCGGCCGGAGUUACAGGAUGCUCUUGUCAGCGUAAUCGACCACUACAAAUGGACGAAAUUUGUAUACAUAUACAGCUCAGAUUCAGGACUGACAGUGCUGCAGAAAGUUCUAGACACUGCGCCUGAAAAGAACUGGUUUGUUACCUCAGUGAACUUGGAAACUAUGACAGAAGCUGCCUUUUUGAAAGUCUUUCAGGAUCUGGACAAGAAAAAAGAGGGGCAGAUUGUUAUUGACUGUGAGACAGACAAGCUGAAUUCCAUACUGAAACUGAUUGCCAGCCAUGGAAAGAAUGUGAAAAGUUAUCAUUACAUACUAGCCAACCUGGGAUUUCUGGAUAUUGAUCUGACUGAAUUCAGAAAUGGAGGAGCCAAUGUGACUGGCUUUCAGCUGGUGAACUACACAGACCAAAAUGUCAGCAGAAUCGUUCAGCAAUGGAUGGAUUUUGAUAGCAAAGAUACAAAGAGUCCCAAGAAAAGGCUGAAGUACACAGGAGCUCUUACCUAUGAUGGUGUGAGUGUCAUGUCAGCUGCCUUUCAAAACCUGCGGAAGCAGCGGAUUGAUAUUUCUCGGAGAGGGAACGCUGGCGACUGUCUAGCCAAUCCCCCGGCUCCAUGGGGACAAGGGAUUGACAUCCAGCGAGCACUGCAACAGGUUAGACUAGAGGGCAUGACUGGACACGUUCAGUUCAAUGAGAAAGGACGUCGCACUAAUUAUACCGUUGGUGUAAUGGAACUAGGACCAAAUCGACCCAAGAAAGUUGGUUACUGGAAUGAAGAUGAAGGUUAUGUGAGCACUGCUUCAUAUUCCCACGCGGGAAAUGAUACUACAGGAUUGCAAAACAGGACUUAUAUAGUGACUACAAUUCUGGAAUCUCCAUAUGUGAUGCUGAAGAAAAACCAUGACCAGUUAACAGGCAAUGAGAAGUAUGAAGGCUACUGUGUUGAGCUGGCAGCUGAAAUUGCUAAACAUGUGGGGUACAGGUACAAACUGGAGAUUGUAUCAGAUGGAAAAUAUGGAGCAAGAGACCCGGAAACAAAAAUGUGGAAUGGAAUGGUGGGAGAGUUAGUCUAUGGUAAAGCAGAUGUGGCUGUGGCGCCCCUGACGAUUACAUUAGUCAGGGAAGAGGUCAUCGACUUCUCCAAGCCUUUCAUGAGCCUGGGCAUUUCAAUCAUGAUCAAGAAGCCUCAGAAAUCCAAGCCUGGAGUAUUUUCGUUCCUGGAUCCCUUGGCCUACGAGAUCUGGAUGUGUAUCGUGUUCGCCUACAUUGGUGUCAGCGUUGUGCUCUUCCUGGUGAGCCGGUUUAGCCCAUAUGAGUGGCAUGCAGAGGACUUUGAAGACGGACAGGACCCGCCCCAACAACAACAGCAACAGCACCAACAACAGCAGCAGCAGAAUCAGGAGCAAACCAACGAGUUUGGGAUUUUUAACAGUCUCUGGUUCUCCCUGGGGGCCUUUAUGCAGCAAGGAUGCGAUAUUUCUCCAAGAUCUCUCUCGGGCCGCAUUGUUGGAGGUGUGUGGUGGUUCUUCACCUUGAUCAUAAUCUCGUCCUACACCGCGAACCUGGCUGCCUUUCUGACUGUGGAGAGGAUGGUCUCCCCCAUUGAGAGUGCGGAAGAUCUGGCCAAGCAGACGGAGAUCGCUUAUGGAACUCUGGACGCUGGAUCAACAAAGGAGUUCUUCCGGAGAUCCAAAAUAGCCGUUUUUGAAAAGAUGUGGUCAUACAUGAAAUCAGCUGAUCCGUCGGUUUUUGUGAAGACAACUGAUGAGGGUGUCUUCAGAGUACGGAAAUCGAAAGGGAAAUAUGCCUACCUGUUAGAAUCGACCAUGAACGAGUACAUCGAGCAGCGGAGACCCUGUGACACCAUGAAGGUGGGAGGAAACCUGGAUUCAAAAGGAUAUGGAAUUGCAACACCGAAGGGAUCCCCUUUAAGAAUCCCUGUAAACCUAGCGGUAUUGAAACUCAGUGAGCAAGCCGUCUUAGACAAGCUGAAAAACAAAUGGUGGUACGAUAAAGGGGAAUGUGGAAGCAAGGACUCCGGAAGAAAGGACAAGACAAGUGCACUGAGCCUUAGUAAUGUGGCUGGGGUCUUCUACAUCCUGAUUGGCGGGCUUGGAUUGGCCAUGCUCGUCGCCUUGGUUGAAUUCUGUUACAAGUCGAGAACUGAGUCAAGACGAAUGAAGCAAUCCAUUAAUGACGCCAUGAGGACUUCCACAUUAACCAGAAUGAGUGGCAAUGGGAGUGGAGGAGAGAAUGGAAGAAUAGUGACCCAUGACUUCCCUAAAUCCAUGCAGACUCUGCCCUGCAUGAGCCAUGCUGCUGGCUUGGGACUGAGUGCCACUGGGAUGUGAUGGAAUCAGCCACGCCCAUGGGAAUUCACUUUCUGGAAAACAUACUGCCAAAAGGACAAUGAACUAACUACUAAAAUUUGAAAAAAAAAAAUACUUUUCUUAAAGAAAUUCUUUAAAAAAAUGAUCAUGAGCUGCAAUAAAGGAGACAACGGGACUCUGUAAAAGUGUAGAUUUAUGUAAGGAAAAGGAUCCCAUAUGACAGUGACACUUGCGCUGUGCCAGUUAUAUUGACUCAUUUACUUCAAGUCUUGGUGUGCAAUAUUUUGGUUAUCGGUGUUCGGCAAUGUCGUCUGCCUUAUGAAAUAGUUUUUUGUUAAGAUUAUGAAAAUCCCACGCACACAAAACUGUUCGACCCUCUCCCCUGCCCCAAACAAAAUCCACCACCCUCCGCAUUCCUUGUUGCUCUUGUCAAUGUGAUCUUCCUUCAAACCAUCAAGCAAGUAAUUUCCUUUACUUUAUUUUUGUAUGUGAAAACAAACAGAGGGACUGUGUUGGAUGGCAGCAGUGCACUGUACUGCAAUAUGUCACUGAAAACUCAGAAUGAUUGGUAGCCUGAAAAAGAAGAAGGGAAUUUACAUUUUCCUGGUAAAAAAACUAACCUUUUCACAAAUUGGUAUCAGAUUAACUCACUCCACAAUUUAACACAUGUUCAAUUAAAGUUUUUAAAGGACACAAUAGCCAGUGAGAUUAAUUAUCCCACAGAAUUAAGUUUAAAUGUUUAUGCUGUCUUUGUUGCACAAUUAUGGACAUUUUAUGAAAGAUGCAUUAAAUCAGUAUUUUGUAUAAUUCUACAACAUUGCCAUGUCUCUUGCUACAGAAGCAAAGAACAUAAAUAGUGCCUAAGAAACAGCACUCAGUGUUAUUGAACACACCUGAGACAGAUCGUAAAGCCUUUACUUGCCUCAUGAACAGAAUUAGACAAAUAUAUCCCAGCUGUUUUCUAAUUAGCUCUGUGACACUUCUUAGACUUUGCAUGGGUCAGAAAAGGAAUGAGAUUACUAAGAUUAGGUUUACUAUAUCCUACUACAAGUGAAACAGACCUGUUUUCCUGAGUCUUAAGCUCCUCUCAAGUUCUGUGUGUAUAAAAACAGUAUAAGUUUGGAAAACAAAACACAAGAAGACUCUCUAGGUCAAAUGUUUGCAGGAAAACUGUGGCAUAAGGAAGAUCAUUUUCAAUUUUUUUGACUGAGAGGUAAGUAACUCUUUUUUUUCUAUCUGUUGAUAUAACAUUAGAGGGCUGCAUUCAAUAUUUUCUUAAACUGAUAUUUUUCAGCUAGUCACUAUUUGUGGCAUUUGUACUUUAUGCUUUGUGUGAAAAUCAGCACAAAACAGGCUGUAGACCUACAGUAGAUGAACUGCUUUUGUGUUAAAGGCCUUGCAAGAUAAAGGAGGUGUCAGAAAAAGUGGUCAGAUUAGCAAACACAAGAUAGUAUCUAGACAGAAAAUAUUAUGCACAGCUACAAUUUCUAGUACUAUAAUUAUUUUACAGUAUAAAAUGAUCAGUAGUUGUAUGUUAUUCCAAAUGUUCUCUGCUUCUGCAUUAAGCAAAAACAGUGUGGUCAAUGGAGUGCAAAGUAUUUGAUGGAGGGCUAGGAAAUAUUUGGUUGCAUAGUGACAGAUAUAUUGUUCAUAAUAAGUAGUGGUGUUCUCAUGAACAACUGGUUAUAAACAGUCUGCAUCGUUCUUCCAACUGAACAACUGGAACUCUUGACAUCAGCAUUAUACUGGACACAGAUUUGCUUUUGUUUUCACUUCUGCCUGAAGUUAACUAUUCAUCCAGUCACCUUUUUUUCUACUAUUACUAUUAGUUGUAAUGGAAAAUAAAACAUGCUACAUUUAUAUGAUGCAGUCAGGGUUAUUGGGAAGAUGUGAUGGAUGGAAAACCAAAUAAAAAGAUUUUGCUGCAAUAACUUGAUAAUCAGUGGAAUUAUUCAAGGAAGUGACGUCCGUUUGACAACAACAAGUCUACAUUUGGGUUGUAAAGUGCAUGAGCAACAAAGACUUAAGGAAGAGUUUGUAUAUUUGCCAAUUAAUAGCUGAUUAUUGAAAGAAUCAGCAGUAUGCACGAAACAAAUAUUUUCAAACUUUUUUGGUUUAUAUCUUUCCAGCACUGACAAUGUGCAGUCAGAUAUGACAUUUUGAAUCUAGUUUUCUAGUUGAGAUGCCUUUAUGCCAGCCUUGCAUUUGCUUCUAUUUGAAGGUUAUUUCUUACAGAGCGACAGCGUUUGUGGAAAGAAUAAUAUAAAUAUAGCGUUUUAAAUCAAGAUUUGUUCUUCAGUUAACUAUUUAAAGGGUCAUUUGUCAAUAAUUUCAGAAAUUGUAAUGAGUAUGAAAACAAAGAUCUUUACCGUGCAUAGCUGUAUGUGUUCAUCAGGCUUUCCUAAGCAAAUACCAUAUUUACAACAUUUGUCAUGUUUUUGUAUAUACAUUUUCUUCUACAAUUUCUAACAAGAAUGAGUUUUUUUUUAAUGGAUUGAACCAUUAUUAAAAUCGAAAACAAUGAUGAAAUAUGUCGAUAAGAAUACUUUGCAAUAAAAGAGUGUUUUAUCAAUGUUACGGUACCAGCUCCAACAUUCCUGUUGUCAGGAUUGUAUUAAAUACACAAGUGCUAAAUGCUGUCGAUAGAUAAAAGUUGCAGGAGGGAUUAAUAAUAGGAUCCCUGACCUGUUACAAGGCUUAAUGUCUGAAUGAUUCUAUUACACAUUGGACAAAGUGAAUUAUAAAUUAUAAUAGCCAACAAGGUCAUAGGAGAUGGCAAGAUUGUGUACAGGUUAUCAUUGUUGCCUUGCAGUGCUGAGUUUGAGUUCUGGUCUUGGUGUGCUGUCAGUGUGGAGUUUGUAUGGAGUGUUUAUGUGGGUUUCCUUCCACAGUCUAAAGACCUACAGGUAGGUUAGUUGCCGUUUGGGGAAUAUUGGCCCUAGACGUGAGUGUGAGUCUGUGUCUGUGUGUGCCCUGUGAUGUACGUGUUUCCUGUCCAGGACGUACCACAGCCACAGCCAAGUUGAGAGGCCGCAAAAUGUGAAGAAAAGUAAAAAUCAGUCAUUUAGUGAGUCUGUAGAUCCCAUAGCUAGUUCAGUUUUUAUUAAAGCUUAAUUCAGAAUGCUAAAUGACUUCUUUGGCGGAUUUAUCGUCAAUGCAAUCCCUAAGGAUAAUUCAUUGUGGAACAUUGAUGAAUAGGGUAUUCAUGGAUAUUCAUUUACAGACAACAAAUAAUAAACCAAGUUUGUGUGCAUUGGGCUAAUCUUUCAUUUCUACUUUAAUGUUUAUAGAAGUACGUGGCUCAGGAAGUUGUGCCCUAUAUGUCUACUUUAGGUCUACCUGCAAUCAGACUGUUUGCCUUCAUUGUGCUCAAGGAGGUUUUGUUUUAAUUCACCACUUCUUUGCCUUUAUACUGUAGAUUGACUAUAAAGUCAGCAAAUUCUUGUACAACAUAGAGGUCAAAGUAAAGAUCUACUUCCUCUCGGGGGGGGGGGGGGAUGCUUGAUGCAUUGCAGCAUCACAAAGAGUGAGGCCUGCCUGCAGAUUGGCAGGCAUUGAGUCAUCGAAGCAUCCUCAGUGCAGACUACCUCUAAUUAGUCUAAACCAUGGCAACUGUUGCUAAGCAACUCCUUUUUUUCCCCAUCUGAUGAAAAUAAGAAUCCCAUCAAAUGCAAAGACAUUAGCAUUUCAAAAAACAAGCUUAUAGACCAUUUUGACAGCAGAGUAUUAUUUCUUUUUUGAGAGCUGCUUUGUUGGGUUAAAAGGAUAUAAUACUGGCGUGAUUUUAGAAACCAAUUUAAACUUGGGUCUUUAUGUCUUCUUUAAGGCAAUAUUUACAUUGAUACUUUCACAGCUUCUUUAAUAAAUGUGUAGGAGAGUUUGAGUUCUACAAAUCUAAUUUUGAAUUUUUUGUUCCAUUGUAAAAAAUGUAAUCCUAUGUGUAAUUCUUCUGUACAUUUGAAGGAAAAAAACUGUAUUAAAUUAGUACGAUAAAGUGGACACAAAGAGUUGGUUGGAGGAAAUUACAAAACAUUUACGUUUACAAAAUGGAACUUUUCCUGGGAUUUGCAAUGUAUGAAUAUCAUGAACAUGGUUUUGCCCUGCUUUUGCCGUUUGGUCUGUUUUACAGUAUUUAGAAAGCUGCAUUUAAAAAAAAAAGCUAAUUUUAAGGCAAUCCGGUGAGAGACAUUUCAUGCAGUGCACUGUGAAAAUGUUAUCCAUCCAACAUAAUCGCAUGUUAUUGGGACAAAGCUGUGGAUAAUGAAGGUCUUUUCCUUCUCAUGAAUAAUGUGGCAUAGCUUAAAAGGGAUAGCCCUUCAAGAAGGAAAUGCAUUAUUCAACUUGAAAUACAAAUAACUUUUUUAUAUAAAUAGAUUUGUAAAAAAUAUAUACAUUAACAUUUUUAAUGUAUGCUGAUGUUCACGUUUCUGUUUGACAAAUCAAGACAUGAAUGCAAUGAGUGCUAUAUAAAUAGAUUGUGUGCCCAUUGCUUAAACCAGUUAGUUGGAAUUGAGUUUGAUCUCUUGCUGAUUUUUGUGGCAUUUAAGGGAACCUGUUGAAUACGGUUCUUUUUUGUUCAUUUCUACACUGUAAUUUGUUUUCUUAAAAAAAAUUUUAACUUCAAGAAUAUGGUCAUCUAAAGUGUUCACCUUCGCUUCACCAUAGUGUCAAGUAUUAUAGACCAUGACAGUAAGGUGUGACCUGAGGUUAUGUCUGGUGAGGGAAAAGAAAAAAAAAAACAAUGUUCAUAAAUAAAUUAAACUUUUUCUAACCAAUGG